Molecule: messenger RNA, 723 nt
Organism: Coccinella septempunctata (seven-spotted ladybird)
Lineage: Eukaryota; Metazoa; Arthropoda; Insecta; Coleoptera; Coccinellidae
Exons: 1
Coding region: 1-723 (240 amino acids)
Source: RefSeq, a predicted model, not a curated record
AUGACGCGCAAACUAAUAGAGGAGUACGCCAAAUGGUGGCUAGAAGUCAACAUCCAGAAGACCCAAUACAUGUGCAUCGGCGGAAGUCAGGAGAACUCUGACCCAAAUCUAGCCCUGUCAAGCUCUCAGUUUAUAAAGCACUGCAAUGCGUACAAGUACCUGGGACUGAGGAUAUCGAAAGAUGGAUCUCUCGAUGGGGCAAUACGGGAGAGAAAUACUCUUGGAAGGAGGGCGAUUUCGAUGCUCAAUAGUGUUUUAUUGGAUAAAAAUAUAUCCAAGGAGAACAAAACAAGGAUAUACAACACAAUAGUGAAGAGCGUGAUAACAUACAGCUCAGAAGUAUGGUCGAUAAAAGCAAAUACUGAAAAAAUGCUCAUGGCAACAGAGAUGGACUUCUGGCGGAGAUCGGCUGGAAAAUCAAGAAUGGAGAGAGUACGGAACGACAGAAUAAGAGAAAUAAUGGGUGUCAAAGGUAACAUCGUAGAUGACAUCCGAACAAAACAACUGAUAUGGUUCGGGCAUGUACAGAGGAUGCCCGACAGUAGAAUUCCGAAGAAAAUCUUCAAAUGGACCCCACAAGGACGAAGAAGAAGGGGAAGACCUAGGAGAAGUUGGAGGGAAGGAGUUGAUAAGGAAAAGAGAGAUACAGGGAUCGGAGAAGAACUAUGGAGAAACCGGACCGAGUGGCGAUUAGAAAUCGGAAGACGGCGAAGAACGUUUUAA